CACCCUUGACACCAUGAGCUUCUACUACGGCAACUACUACGGAGGCCUGGGCUAUGACUGUGGAGGCUUCGGUAGCCUGGGCUAUGGCUGUGGAGGUUUUGGUGGCCUGGGCUGUGGCAGUGGCUGGGGAUGUGGCAGCUUCCCCACACUGGGCUGGGGCUGGGGAGCCCGAAGAUGUGGCUGCAGCCUCCCACUGUGCUAUGGAAGAUAUGGAUUCUCUACCUUCUACUAAAACUAUUGUUGAAACUGGAUACAAAGGGAAAGCCUCCACAUUUAUUUGGUCCUAUUUUUGUACUUCAAUUCCCAAAACAUCUAUCCUAUCUUCUCCAGGACAAAUCGGUAGCUAUUUAAUGGUUAAACUGCUUUACAAAUAUUUGGUGGUUUUACCCCCAGAGCCCAACAUAUUUUUUUUGAAGAUUUUAUUUAUUUAUUUGACACAGAGAGAGACAGAACAAGCUGCGGGAA
Messenger RNA from Lutra lutra (Eurasian river otter), 465 nucleotides. Its product is annotated as keratin-associated protein 19-6-like. The coding region runs from base 14 to 232 and encodes 72 amino acids. NCBI's taxonomy places the organism in Eukaryota, Metazoa, Chordata, Mammalia, Carnivora, Mustelidae. The transcript has a single exon. The record is from RefSeq and is a predicted model, not a curated record.